CUGGAUUUUUAGAUAAACAGAAUUAUUUAGCGAAAAGGAAGGUAGGUAGCUCCAGGUCCAAGUCAAGUGCCGACUUUUGUCUAAUGGUAAAUCCGCCCCUGGCAGUAAGGUGAACGAGUCCACAAUGUACCACGCGUUAUUACGAUUAAAGACUGAGAUAAAGAGUUGCAGUGGUUAUAUUGACAUACAGCAUACUUAUGCUCUGUAUCCUUCUCACCACUCUGUGUUCACUGCAGAAUGUCAGGCUUGUCUUUUCUACUACUUGCUUUUGCGACCUGCUCUACUGGACAGUUCAUAAAAGUGCGUGAUAUCAGUGCCAGGUAUACCGAUGGACCAGACCAAAAGUUCUAUGGGUGUUGUGAUUUUGAGAAAGAUGCUUGUGGAUGGAAAGAUAUCAGUAAGGAUGGAUUUCGAUGGAGGCUUGAGAAGGCAAACAUCAACAGCAUCCCGGGGGUGGACCAUACCACUGGAACACCAUGGGGUCAGGUCAUGCAUGUAGAGGGUAAGAACCCUGGGAUUUUCUCAAAGGCAGUUUUGGAGUUUUCCUUUCCUCAGCACACAGCACUUGCGUGCCAUAUAAACUUUUGGUAUCAUCUUCAUGAUCCUAUUGGUAUAUCCUCUCAUUUUGCACUAAGCCUGGACACUUAUGGCUCAUCUGUGGUCUUGUGGGAGAUUAAGCAGGGGCAGACUAGUGGUUGGGUAAAUACAGCUGUGGGAAUUGGAAAUCGUCCUGAAGGAACCAAGCUGUUGUUUUCUGUUAAACCAACGUAUAUUGGAACUCAAGAUAUAAUGAUGGAUGACAUCACACUGAUGGACUGUGCAGAAGGGGAUAUUCCUGCAGGCUCAGAGAAGCUCAGCUGUGACUUUGAGAGAGACACAUGUGGUUGGUACUUAGACCAAUCUGCCAAUCUCACCUGGGAGCGGACCAAAGGUCAAAAUCCAUUUGACAAUCAGGGACCAGGACAUGACCAGACAACUGGUUCUGGUUAUUAUAUGUUUGUUGCAACAAAACGGGACUCUAAACCAUCACAGACUGCAAGACUUAUCAGUUAUCCCCAGCGAUCCAAAUGUGUCAGCUUCUGGUAUCAUAUCUAUGGUGCCAGCAUUGGCUCUCUUCGAUUUAUUUCUAAGAACACGAAUGGGACAGAGACUGUCGUAUGGACUAGGGCUGGUACACAGGGCAACAAAUGGCGCUUUGCAGACCUUAGCUUUGCCACCAAUGACAGUCCAGUACAGUUCAUCUUUGAAGCUAUCUUGGGAGGCACUGAUGGCAGUAUUGCUCUAGAUGAAGUGCAGGUCUGGAGCAGUAUAAACGGAUCAUGUCCACCUGAGAGAGAAUGUACAUUCCAGAGCUCACUGUGCGGUUUAGAACCUGACCCUGCAGCUGACUUCCCCUGGGUCAGAAUCACAGGCAUGCAGGCUGCUGGUUCUUCUAGCCCAAGCAAGGAUCACACUCUCGGCACUGACCAAGGUUACUACAUGAGUGCGCAGCUGUGGGACCGGCCAAGCGCUAGUCAAAGCCGCAUGGCGACACGUUUUUAUGAGCCAAAUCUUGAGAGUGAGGAAUGUUGGAUGUUCUGGUAUCACAUGAGAGGGAGAGAUGUGGGUAUGCUCAAUGUGUAUCUUCAUGCGUCACACAACCCACAAGUUACUCUUUGGAGCCGCAGUGGAGAUCACGGAGAGUGGUGGAGACCUGGCCGAGCAACUGUAAUCAGCCCUCUCAGCCCUUACCAGAUCGUAUUUGAAGCAGUGGCUGGGGAGGGUCAGGUUAUGGACAUUGCAAUUGAUGAUCUGAGUGUUUUGAAUGGACGCUGUCCACCUUAUGGGCUGUGUGAUUUUGAGAUGGACCUGUGUUACUGGGUAAGCAGUGCUCUCAGCGUCCGCAGUGUAGACUGGAGCUGGACAUCUGGAGUCAGUGCCUCUAAGUUUGCACCUCAAGUGGACCACACCACCAAUUCCAAACUGGGACACUACAUGGCCUUUGAUACAAAGCACAACGCUGAUGAGCAAACUGCUUAUCUUCAGAGUGAGCUGAUGCAGCCAGUGGACCAGGCAUGCCUAGAGUUCUGGUAUCAUAUGGAUAUGUGGAAUUCUAUAGACAAACUUACACUAACUGUGUAUGUGAACGAGUCAGGCACGUUACACUUCUUGUGGAAUCAGACUGGCGCUCAGGGCAGGGUCUGGCACAAAAUCACACUGGAUUAUGGAGCGUCAGAGGAGUACCAGCUCGUGUUUGAGGCCAAGCGGCCACCGCGUGAUGAAGGGGUUAUUGCCUUGGAUGAUAUCUACUUCAGAGAGAGUGUGAGCUGUGCAGACAUGAUCACCACUACACUAGCCCCGACUACAAAUCCCAUAACACCACCUGCAUCCUCCAUGGACUGCAGCUUUGAGGAGGGACUAUGUGACUGGGUGCAGGAAAGUGAGCAUGGAUUUAGCUGGACUCGUCAACAGGGUCUGCAGGUAGACACAAGCAACAAAGGACUCCUUUAUGACCACACCAUUGGAAAUAAGCAUGGUUUCUAUUUGGCUCUGAAUAUGUCUGGAGACAAAGAUUUUGAGACAGCUGUCCUUUCUGUCAGUGUAAAUAUCCAAGCCUCGACUAUGUGUGUUGGAUUCUGGUAUUUCAUGCUCGGACCAUCAGUGGCAAAGCUGGACCUUGUGGUUAAGAUGAAAACAACAGAAUCGGUUGUGUGGACUAGAAGCGGUACAGAAGCUGCUGAGUGGCUGAAAGCACAAGUCACAGUCAGCUUGGUGGACACACAGAGAUUAAAAUUCACAGGCAGUAGAAAUGCCAAAAGCGAUGGAUUCAUAGCGCUUGAUGAUGUGAGAGUGACCCGAGGUGCCUGUGAAGAUCAUAGCCCAUGUGGCUUUGAAAGCUCUUCUCUGUGUGGGUUUGAUCAAGACAUAAGUGAUAACACUCACUGGCUCCGUGUGAAUGGCAGCACUGGCCAUGUUGAUCACACAUACCGAACUCAAAUGGGUCAUUCAAUGGCUCUUUUGGGAAAAGAGCUUCUGAAACCAGAGACAGCACACCUCCUGACUCCAGCAUACAGUAAAACGACCGAGUCAUGUCUACAGUUCUGGUAUUGGCUGUCUGCUGGAUCUGGUGAUUCUCUCUCAGUGCAUGUUUACCUAAACGGAGAGCUGGGUUCUGCCCUGUUGUCUCUUUCUGGAGCGCCUUCUACAGGCUGGGAGGUGGCCGAGGUCACUGUAUCUUCUCCAGCCAAAUUCAGGGUCACAUUCAAGGCAACGUUAAGUCCUGACCAGGAGUCUUUCAUACUUCUGGAUGAUGUGUCCCUGAGAAAUGGAGCGUGCCUUCCAACAGGAAGUUGUGAUUUCGAGUCAGGGCUGUGUACACGGGUGAAUUCAGACUUGGACGACCAUGAUUGGGUCCAUGCAGAUGGGCAUGCCGGUGGUCCUCUGACUGAUCACACAACACACACUGCAGAUGCUCUGUCUACUGCCGGCUGCUCCUUUGAGGAACACCUGUGUAGGUGGAUCCAGGGAAGUACUGAGGACUUCCUCUGGCUGAGAAAAAGUGGACCAACUGAAACUGUCAAUACUGGCCCUGCAGGGGAUCACACCAGUGGAACAGGAAUCUAUCUAUAUAUUGGAAGCUCAACUCUUAAUAAAAGAGGCAGCGUUGCUCAGCUGAAGUCUCCUGUGCUCCCCCGUACUGGAGAGAACGGAUACUGUCUAAAAAUCCUGUAUCACAUGUUUGGAGCAACAGUGGGCUCACUAAAAAUAAUUCUGCACGCUGUUGAAUCCAGAAUGUCCACAGUGGUGUGGCAGAGGGCGGGCUCUCAGGGAAAUGAGUGGCACGUGGCCCAGAGGCAUGUGAUCCUACAUGAAACUCAUCAGAUAUUGAUCGAGGCCUCAGUAGGUGGAGAGGCUGGAGAUAUUGCUAUAGACGACUUAUCAUUUAUUGAAGGAGCUUGUGCUCCCACAGAUGGACUUUGUGACUUUGAAGAGGGGAGAUGUAACUGGGAACAGGAAGUUGAUGAUGAUCUAGACUGGGUUAGAGGAUCAGGAAAUACUCCAGUCAUAAAAAUCCAACCAAACUUUGACCACACAACCAACACAGACAGUGGACAUUACUUCUACAUGAACUCUUCUUCCCAUGUACACACUGGACACACUGCUAGGAUGUUCUCUCCUCUCUUUACUGCAGGAACUAGCCAGUGUCUUCAUUUGUGGUAUUAUAUGAGUGGGAAGGACACAGGGACACUGAAGGUGUACCAGGAAUACUCAAAUGGAGUUCAUUUGCUGCUGCUGAAUCAGUCUGGAGAGCAAGGCGAGCUCUGGAGAUUUGCACAGACUCCACUGCCUCACACUGGUCCAGAAUACAGAAUCAUAGUGGAGGGGAUAAUGGGACAGAGUGAGCAAGGCACUGUGGCUGUGGAUGAUGUGCUGGUGUCACACUACCCAUGCACCGGUCCAGGCCACUGUGACUUUGAGGUGAACAUGUGCAGCUGGCGCAAUCUGAUGGCUGAGGACGAUAUGGACUGGCUCCGAAAUCAGGGAAACUCUAGAGCUCCCAGCACAGGGCCAAGUGUAGACCACACCACCAAGUCCUCCAUUGGUUAUUAUUUGUAUGUAGACACCACAGUUGGACACUGGGGUAACAGAGCAUUGCUGCUCAGUGAAAUAUAUCCCUCAGACAACAGGGGGCAGUGUUUUACAUUUUGGUACCACAUAUAUGGUCAAAAUGUAGGGACACUCAAUUUAUACAUCAAUAACAGGACAUUGCAUGAUAAUGGGAACAAACUUGGAUAUCUGAUAUGGACAGAAUCAGGAAAUCAGGGGGAUGUGUGGUGGAGUGCCAGCGUGACUAUUGAUCAAAUAGAGCCCUUCUGGUUUGUGUUUGAGUAUCGCAAGGGCAAGGCCUCUGAGGGAGAUGUGGCAAUUGAUGAUACACAGAUUACCUACACAUCUUGUAACCCAGAGCCGCCUACUACAGGAGCCCUUUCUAAUGGUCAAGUUUCAGGAAUAGGAAUAGGAGUGGCAGUUGUAGUAAUCUUACUGGUGGUCGCCAUAGCCUGCAGCACCCUGUACAUGCUACAGUGGAGACACUCAAACAGAGGCUAUUCUACUGAACAUCAUGUUCUGGGAGCAAAUGCAGUCUUUGUGCUCCAUGACCGUGAACGAGAGUUUAUUUUCCAGGAUUCGGAGACUUGAAGAGUGGACAAUCCGUUUUAUAGUUUAUAAGAAGAGGCAGCCUGGGCCAGAAGAAACAUCAAUGAUAACUCAGUGUCAAAGCAGCUAUCCUUAUUCUUAUCUGAUUCCCUUGUUUUUAUAAUACUCUGUAAAUAAAAGGGCCAGUAAAGGACCA
This is a messenger RNA of Ictalurus punctatus (channel catfish), 5332 nucleotides long. Its product is annotated as MAM and LDL-receptor class A domain-containing protein 1. The transcript has 35 exons. Gene Ontology annotation, cellular component: membrane. Bases 238 to 5178 code for a protein of 1646 amino acids. NCBI's taxonomy places the organism in Eukaryota, Metazoa, Chordata, Actinopteri, Siluriformes, Ictaluridae. The record is from RefSeq and is a predicted model, not a curated record.